This is a messenger RNA of Sphaeramia orbicularis (orbiculate cardinalfish), 3100 nucleotides long. RefSeq names its product chemokine-like receptor 1. Gene Ontology annotation, molecular function: complement receptor activity; G protein-coupled receptor activity. Gene Ontology annotation, biological process: inflammatory response; positive regulation of cytosolic calcium ion concentration; complement receptor mediated signaling pathway. Gene Ontology annotation, cellular component: plasma membrane. Lineage: Eukaryota; Metazoa; Chordata; Actinopteri; Kurtiformes; Apogonidae. The coding region runs from base 309 to 1427 and encodes 372 amino acids. The transcript is spliced from 3 exons. The record is from RefSeq and is a predicted model, not a curated record.
UUGUUCAACAUAAGGUCGGCUUGCAGUUGCCUGAAAGUUAAAUUCGUUAUCUGAUGCUUGGUGCAUGCCAGAAGUUUUAUCAUAAAUCGCUGAAUGUCGGUUCCGCCUCCUGUCCUGAAAGAGCGUCACUUCAAAAAGAUGCGUUCACGUACUCACCGGAGUUUGAACGGUACGGACACGUCGUCAUCUGAACUGGAGGAGCAUAGGUUUAAAGAGUCGUAGCUGCAGUGACUGACUGUUAAAACCACCCAACCUGAACAGCAGCACACUUUACAAGACGUCAGCUUAAGUUAUCAGGGAUCGAGACAAUGACUGAGACAAGUACAGCUACACCUUUCUCAUACACCAACACACACCUUUCAUCAAAUGUAUCUAGAAACAGUUCUUUGAACAGGAAUGAGGAUGAGUAUGCCCAGGUCAGACAGUUUCUCCACACCAUGUCAAUCAUUGUGUUCUGUCUGGCCUUCAUUUUUGGGGUGCUGGGAAACGGACUGGUGAUCUGGGUGAUCGGGUUCAAGAUGAAGCUAAAUGCGACCACAUUCUGGUUCCUCAACUUGGCCGUGGCUGACAUCCUCUUCACAGCGUUCCUGCCCCUCAGUGUGGUACAUACUACCAUGCAUUACCACUGGCCAUUCAGCAAGUUCAUGUGCAAAUUCCAUAGCACCAAUUACGUACUGAACAUGUUUGCCAGCGUCUACAUCCUGGUUAUCAUCAGUGUGGACAGAUGUGUGUGUGUGGUGUGGCCGGUGUGGGCUCAGAACCACCGAAGUGUACGCAAAGCAUCCUGUGUGAGUGUAGGGGUUUGGGUGCUGGCUGUGGUCCUCAGUGCUCCACACUUCUUCUUGAGGGACACUGCACCUUCAUAUCACAACAGAGACAUUAUCUACUGCUACAACAACUAUGCUUUUUCAGAUGGUUUUGUAACACCGUCUGUGCUUCAGCUGCGACACAGAGCCAUGACUAUUUCUCGCAUCAUCUUUGGAUUUGUUGUCCCCUUCACUGUCAUUGUCUCCUCUUAUGCUGUGAUAAUAUAUUGUCUGAGGAACCAUGCAUUUGCAAACCAGUCAGGUCGCACCUUUAAGAUCAUUAUCGCCAUCAUCAUCACUUUUUUUCUGUGCUGCGUUCCCUAUCACAUCAUGACCCUAAUUGACAUGCUGAGAAUGCACAUGGCUAAACCUCCAAAAUCCUUAGUCCACGUCCUCGUUAUUGGGGCCCCCAUAGCCACCAGUCUGGCCUAUUUCAACAGCUGCAUGAACCCACUGCUCUAUGUGUUCAUAGGCCAUGAUUUUAAGAAUAAAGUUUGCAAAUCUGUCCUUAAGAUCCUUGAGAAUGCCUUCCAGGAAGAGGGGUCUCGCUCUCAGACAUACACAAAGACAGUGACUACAAGUCAGAGUAAGGACAAGUCAGUUUCUGACACUAUGGUUUAAGAUUUUCAUAUGAAAGCAUUCUGUAGCUGCACAUAUAAGCUUUUUACAGCUAGUUGCUGUUAAUUUUUUUAUGUGGAAAGAGAAUUCCAUUUCAUUGGCUAAGAGGUCUACUUAAGGAUGCACCUACUGGAAUCAAAAUCUGAUAGAACAGAUUGAUGCUAGAUACAAGUUAGUUAUUGCUUGCUCUACCACAUAACAAAAAUCAGUAAAAUGUUGGGAAUUCUACAGAAAAUUUGGCCUAUUUAUGUAAAGGGCAUUCAAGGGAUUAUAGCAUUUACAUAAUUUGACAAAGGGCAUUAUUUAUUGUUUUUAUUACAUAAAGUAUGCUACUGUGACUUCACCCCUUCUUGCAAAACCUCAACUUCUCCGUUCCCAUGCAGCUAAACCCAACUUCCCUUUUAGGGUGUGUGAUUGGGGACAUGAUGAUGCCCACAGGAGUCCUCUCUAUUUGUACUAUGUCUGUGUGCAUAACAUGUUUUGUACUGUUACAGUUUUGACCUGGUUGUUUGUGAGGUUAUGUUCAUAAUUUUACCAGCCUGUAUGCAUAUGGCUUGUAUAGUGCAUGUGGCAACUAGUUUUCACGUAUUCACCGGAGUUUGAACGGUGCAGACACAUCGUCAUCUGAACUAGAGGAGCAUAGGUUUAAAGAGCCAAGUAAAGACAAAGUUAUAUAAUAAUAAUAAUAAUAAUAAUAAUAAUUAUUAUUAUUAUUAUUAUUAUUAUUAUUAUUAUUAUUAUUAGUAGUAGUAGUAGUAGUAGUAGUAUUAGUAUUAGUAUUAUAUUAAUAAUAAUACAGGGCCAGGAAAAUUUGGGUAACAUGGAAGAGUUUUGCAAAAGCAAGCCAUAGAAAAUGUUUGUACAUGUCACAUUUACUGAUAAAAUCAUGUAAUUCUCUCUCAUGCUGAUUAAUGAUGGUAAUAAAAGGGUCUAUAACCAAAUCAUGUUUCAUUGGAAAAUAACUUUUGAAGCUUUAGUGGACUGCUGGUGAUGUUCUCAGUUAAUGGAAAUAGUUUUAAUAUCUCUAUGUUUCUGUUGUUUAUGUUUGGAUGGUUGGGCUUUUGUUGUAUUUUAGGUUUUUGAUUUAGUGUUUCAUUUUGUUCAUUUAUUUUUAAGUGUUAUAUAACUGAUAAAAUUUCUUGGCCUUCUACAGCCGGCCAUAUCUAGUGCAAUACAUUUAUAAGUCAACAAAAGAAUAAACUUAAUUUCUUCUACAUGGAAACAAUACUGAUUGAAAGAUGGACUUAAAAAACAAGUCACUCAAAUCUGUGUUAUAUAAACCAAGACUUAAAAAUGCUAUGUUAACCUUCAUCCUACCAUGACAGUUUACAUACAAAACUUACCAAGUGGGGUCUUUUAUGACCCCAGUCUUAUUUUGGAUGCAAUUCAGUAUGAACUGAUAAAAAUUGUCAUGAUAUGUCACUUAGUCAAAUAGUUAGUAUUUAGCAAUGUAACCAAAGUAUAAAAAUACAUUUUAUAGUGAUGUUUAUUGUGAAAUGGUCAAUGGAACAAUCAGCAAACAACUAAUUUGACAAAUGCUUGUGCAGCAGUAUAUCGAGCAGUUCUAUCUCUCAAAGCCAUAUUUCACUGUAAAGGAAAAGAAUAUCAUGUUACAGAUAGAUUAUUACAGGUAAGUAUGUUAGAAAACAUAUGUGUCAUCAGACACAUACUGCCAA